AUGAAGGAUUUGAUAGAGAAGAAAGAAUAUAUAGAAAAUCAAAUAAAUGAACUUAAGAUAAUAGCAGAUGAGUUUUCUAAAGACAAUGAUAUUAUUACAGCUAAAUUAAUGGAUACCAAAGAAACACACAAUCAGAUAUUGAGGAAUAGAAAUCAAUUAAAGGUUGAAUUUAAAGAAAAGUUAGACAAGUUUAAAAGGCUAAUAACCUUAGUAAAUAAAUAUAAAAAUAAUCAGAAGAAGUUAUUAUGUAGACAGUAUGAAUUGCAAUUAGAAAACUUAAUUAAUCAAGCUAAUCAAAUAGAAUUUAAAUUUGAUACAAACAUAUUCACUGAUUUUGAUAAGCUUAAAGUUAUUAAUUCAUCCAUAUUUCCUAUCUUUGAUCAAAAGAAGAAUGAAUAUUAUGAGCUGCAAAAGAGAAGAUUGAAAGAGUACAUUUUAAUGAAUAUAAUUAACAAUGAUAUGGGUGAUAGGAUUUAUAAUUUAAAUCUACUAUCUAUGUAUGAAAAUCAUUUUAAUGAAUAUGUUUUAUUUCCUUAUAUAAAGAGAAAAAUAGAACUUAAAUUUGAUUAUCACUUUAGAGGUAACAAACCAACUAAUAGACUUGAUAAACCUGAAAAUAUGUUUGAUUUUUUUAUUAAAGAAUUAGGUGAAGCUUAUGAUUUAUAUGAUAUUUACAAGGUAGCUAUAGAUAAAGAACCACUAUUUGAAUUUUCUCAAAUAAUUGAAUUGGUGACUGAUUUGGCUAAUUUGAAGGUUAGUGAAAUUAUGAACUCAAGAAGUUUACAAAAGAGAAGCUUAUUACUUCAUUUUGUGGAAGAAUAUGAUAAGUUUGGACAAUCCAUCAAUCAGUUAUAUAAUUAUCAAAUAAGUAUCGAAAAGAUAUGUCUUACUGUUACUAAUAUGCAAAUUGAAUUUAUAGAUAAGAGAAUGAAUGAGAUACAUCAAAUGAGUUAUGUUCAGUGGUUUAAAGCUUAUAAAGAAUUAAUUAAAGAAAACUUUCAAUUCAUAAUAAAGUACAAGUUUGUAUUAACUGAUAUAACACUUGAAGAUACAAUUUCAUUUAUAAAUCUUCAUUCAAAAGAAUUUAUUGAUAAUUUAAGAUUUAUUAAUAGAGAAGAAAUCAGAGGAUUAUGUUUGAUUUAUUCUAAUAUUGAAAAUUUAAAGGAAUUUAUUUCGGAUGAGGAAAUACAAAUAAGAAAUAAUCAUGUACAAGUACCUGAUAAUUUAAUUGGCAGAAGUUUGGAAAUACUUUCAUCACUCAACUCUGAUAUAUUUAAAUUAAUUAAAAAUUUAGUUGAAAAUGAUGCUGAUAAAUUAAUAAGAAGGCUUCAUCCAUUUAACUACAUUAAUGAUGAAUCUAAAAGAUUGUUUAUAAUUGAAACUGCAAGAGUGUUAGAAGAUUAUAAGAUGUGUGAGAAUUAUAAUGUAAUUGAUAAUUUACUUGCUGAUUAUUUAGAUGCCUUUAUUCUUGAAAAUGUAAUAUUAUCUAUUAGAUUUACAUCAAAUGAUUUUUUAGAGUUUAGAACAUUUUAUAACAAACUAAAAAAUGUUUUUUUAGAAAAAAAUUGGAAUUCUGAUGAAGGAUGUGCUGCUAUAGAGGCUUUGUUUGAUGGUAGAAGUUUAAAUACACGUCUGUUUGUUGUUGUAAAAAGAUUAUAUGUAGAUCAAUAA
Hepatospora eriocheir is the source of this 1671-nucleotide messenger RNA. NCBI's taxonomy places the organism in Eukaryota, Fungi, Microsporidia, Hepatosporidae. The record is from the annotation of a GenBank genome assembly.